AUGGACAGCUACACAACUAAUUCUUGGCCUUUCAUGAAAAAGCCGCAGAUCCUUCGUCAUGAUGACGGGUAUUUCAUCUUUCGUUUUGACACGAUUGAGGAUUAUGAAACAGUUAUGGAAGCAAGUCCAUACUAUUUCCAUAACAAACCUUUUGUCCUUCAAAAUUGGGACAUUAACUUUGAAUUUGGCCCUGAUUGCAUUAUAACUAUACCUUUAUGGGUAACCUUCCCUGGAUUACCAAUAGGAUAUUGGUCUCCAUAUACCUUAAGCAAAGUUGCUAGUGCAGUAGGUCGACCACUAUAUACAGAUAAGUUCACUGCUGCUAUGAAUAGAAUCUCCUAUCCUAGAGUUCUGGUUGAAACUGAUGUGGCACAUCCCCUCCCGAAUAUUAUUGAAUUGCUCACCCCUACUGGCCCUUUCCAACAACAAGUUGACUAUGAUUGGAAACCAAAGUAUUGUUCUGAGUGUUUGAAGUUUGGUCCUGUUGCUACUGAUUGUUGGAAUGUUGAGAGACAAGCCCACAAUGAACAAGAAUUCCAUGGAGUUAAGAAAAACAGGAGAAGGAGAAAUAGAAAGACACAUCAACAGCCUGAAAAAGAUUGGAAAGCAAAGGGUGUAGUGGAACAAAAGAAUGCAGAAACAGUUGGAAAUACUGAGGCAAAUGAUGGCCCUAAACCAGCUGGCCCUGAACAAGAAAUUGCUCAAUAA
This is a messenger RNA of Lycium barbarum (goji berry), 708 nucleotides long. RefSeq lists its product as uncharacterized. The coding region runs from base 1 to 708 and encodes 235 amino acids. The record is from RefSeq and is a predicted model, not a curated record. Lineage: Eukaryota; Viridiplantae; Streptophyta; Magnoliopsida; Solanales; Solanaceae. The transcript has a single exon.